Racocetra fulgida is the source of this 2010-nucleotide messenger RNA. The record is from the annotation of a GenBank genome assembly. Lineage: Eukaryota; Fungi; Glomeromycota; Glomeromycetes; Diversisporales; Gigasporaceae.
AUGGAAGUUGAUGAUGAGAGUAAUUGUUUUAGGGUUAUUGAUUAUGAAGAAAAUAUUGAAGAAGAAGCUCAAGAUUUAAAAUAUAAAUAUAAGCUUCCAAUAAGAAUUCUUGCAUUUUUUCUCUUUAUGAAUUUUUCGAAUGGAUAUUAUACAUGGAAACAAUCUUUAGUGGGAUAUGUAAAGAAAAAGCAAAAAUAUUUUACAUCAAAAUCUAGUGCAUUUAAAAUUGAAUGUAGAAAAAUUCAAUAUAUCAAAAAAGAUCAACAAGAUCCAAUACCUUUGCAUAAUGUAACAUUAAACAUUGUUGAAGAUGAAAUAAAAAUUAAUCAGGAAGAUAGAUUAGUGGAUUUGGAGACAUUAAAAAUUGAAGGUGACGAUGAAAUAGACCUAUAUAGAAAAGGGAGAAUACGAUACGAUAAAUGGGAGGAUAACUGGGAUAACUGGGAUUACUGGGAAGCAAGAUUAUCUGUCAAAGAUAAUAAAAUUAAAUUAAUUCAACAACUACGAUUUGAAAGUAAAAAGGCAACGGAUUUUAAAAGUAUUAAUGGAAGUGUUAAAGUAAGUAUAAAAGUUUCAGAUGAUGCAAAAGAUUCAAAUGUUGAUGGUUCCGAUAUAAAAAUCCAAAUCGACAAAGUAAAAGAAAAUGAUGAAGAUGAUGAAAUUGCGGACAAAGACAUAUCGAUAUUGAUCGAAAACAAAAAUAAAUUCAAAAUAAAAAAGGCAAAACAUAAUGAAAAUAUUAACCUAGAUGGUGACUGGAAAUUAAAAAUUAAAAAUGGAGAGGUUUACCUUGUUAAUAAAAGAGAGCUAAAAUGUAAAGCACUGAAUAAUAAAGGCAAAAACAUUAUUCAUUUAUAUAGGGUAAACCUAAAUGGUUCUUGGUUUAAAGAUUCAAAUAAUGAACAUAAAUAUAAACAGAAAGACGACCACUACAAAACUAUCGAGCUUGAUAAAGAGAUCAAUGAAUUAAAAAAGAAGUUAAAAUUAGAUGGUAGUACAAAGUUAAACAUCAAAGAUGGUAAAAUUUAUCUUGAAUAUGAAGUAAACGCAGAAGAGGGUAAUAGUAACGACUUAAAAAUCAAAGAUGACCCUUUCAAAUAUGCACCGAAAAGUACUGAUUACUGGUUUGCAAUAUUAAAAAAAGAAAAUCAUGAUAAGUUCUUCUUGCAGUAUGAAGUGCCCCCAUAUGAAAACUUCAUACGACUGUCUGUUGAAGGAAAUAAGCUUAUUAAUUUAAAGUACUAUGAUUAUAUCAAAAGAUUCACAAACAACGAAGAUAUCAUAAAAUUCACAUACGACAAAAUGGUUUAUGAAGAAGAUUUAACUGAAAGCUUCAAGCCAUUGACUAUAAAUAAUGAGUGUGAAGUUAGGCGUGAUAAGUGUAAUUUUAUUAUAAGGUUCAAAAAUGAUACUCUAUAUGGAAAAUUUAAAAGCCUCUUUUGUCACAAUGAUGAAUUGACGGUUAGUAACGGUAAUAAUAAGAUAAAAUUUGUUAGACAACAUAGUUUCUUGAAACAUCGUCAACAUAAUAAUUUCGCUAUAGAACAAGAUGAUAAAACCGGUACUAUCAUUAUAAGAAUUCAAGUGUACGCACAUUCGAUAGUCAAGAUAACGAAUAAAAAAGAUGAUGAUACGAAAGAAAAAGAUGACCCGAUGGUAACAAGAUUAGACCAUGGUGGCGAAUUAAAAAUUCAAAUAAAUCGGAAUACUAACGAUCAAAAUUUUGGCAAGAAUGGUGUGAAAAUUGUACUUUCUAGAAACAUCAACUUACAUAAUCGAGGAUUAUUAAAAAUCAAAAAGGGUUGCGUUACAUUUGUAGAAAAGCCUGAAAAUAAAAGUUUUAUCGACUUAACCAAACAUGGGUUUUUGAAUUAUGUAAUUUAUCACCAUAAGAAACGUGUAGAAAAGUUACGUAUCAGAAAAAGGAGAUAUGACACAAUUCAACAAUUAGAUGAACAAACAUCUGAUAAAAAGAUUAAACCGAAUUUGAGUAAUAAUAAUAAUAAUUAG